This is a messenger RNA of Theileria equi strain WA, 621 nucleotides long. RefSeq names its product small nuclear ribonucleoprotein-associated protein B, putative. The coding region runs from base 127 to 588 and encodes 153 amino acids. Gene Ontology annotation, biological process: mRNA splicing, via spliceosome. Gene Ontology annotation, molecular function: RNA binding. The record is from RefSeq and is a predicted model, not a curated record. NCBI's taxonomy places the organism in Eukaryota, Apicomplexa, Aconoidasida, Piroplasmida, Theileriidae. The transcript has 2 exons. Gene Ontology annotation, cellular component: catalytic step 2 spliceosome; U4/U6 x U5 tri-snRNP complex; U5 snRNP.
GUUUUCCUUUUAAUUUCUCAAGUUUAAUCGUCUGUCCUCUGGCUGAUAAGCUCAUCCACACACCCUAUUAAUGCCAAUUAUCGCAAACUAGUCGUUAUAGUCCGCCAUUUACGAAUCCGUUGGACAAUGGCCGGAAAAAAUACUCGUAUGCAGCAGUGGCUGCAGUAUACCGUCAGAGUGACUGUAAAAGAUGGCAGAAAAUUCGUAGGAACGCUCAUAGCAUUCGAUAAGCACAUGAAUCUCGUACUUGCAGACUGCGAGGAGUUUCGCAUGACCAAAGGCAAAGAAGGAAAGGAAAUAAAGAGGACUUUGGGCUUCAUUCUCCUGAGAGGAGAGAACAUUGUCUCAUUCACAGCCAAGGCGCCUCCGGCCGCCUCUCUAAUGCCUUUUGGAGCUGCCGGACCAGGCAAGGCAAUCCCAGCGGGAAGAGGAACUCCCAUAAUGCCCGGUAUGACUCAACAGGGCAUGCCACACAUGCAACCAAACGCUGCCGCUCUCCAGGCACCAAUGAGAGGACUUAUUGGAGCUGCUCCCCUUCAAUUGGCGCCUCAAGGAGUUGCUGGAACUAUGCCUCCAAGACCUACGUAGGAUAUCUACUCUGUUGAGAAAAUAUAGUAAACG